UUGCCCCCAGGGGUUAAUGGGAGGGGCAGUUUGGUUCCCUCACUAUAAUAAUAAUGAGAAAAGGCCCAACUCACACACAGACAGUGGGACAUUCAUGUUAAACAGGUGCCUGAGGGAGUGAGGCUGCACCUUUAUUGUGUUACAUAGUUUCCCCCCAGGGGGCAAAUUAAGGCUCCACCCUCUCGUUAUCCCAUGCUAAUGACCUGCCUUUGAUAAACAUGUGACUAUGCUAAUGAAGGGCGUUAGAGUACAGGAACCCAUCAGCCUUCCUUUCCAUAUUGUGGGAGGAACCUUUUCCCCCAAACAAAGGCCCCGCCCAUAGGGGGUGGGAUCCAAAAUGGGCUAAAAAGCUGCGGGAAUGAGAGCUGAGUUAGUUUGGGGAAGAGACGUGUGGGUACAGGGUACAGGGGCUCUGCAGGCUAAUGAGGAGACUCUGCCCAAGGACAGAAAAGGCACAGAAGCCCCAGAAGCUGACAAUUCUCUGAUUCUUUGGAUAAAGACAAGAGGCCAUUAGACCGUGCAACUUCUCCAACACCAGGAAAUCCACACAUUGGAGAGAAAAAUCUGUAUCCGAAUGAGAAAAAGCUUUAGUGCAAUGAGCAUUCCCAACUCCCAGAUGGAACUUCCCUCAGUGGCACAACAUGAAUGCCCAGAAUGUGGGAAAAGAUUCUCGUACAAAAACGAACUUAUUAUUCAUUACAGAGUCCACACUGGGGAGAAACCAUUCAUGUGCACGGAAUGUGGGAAAAGUUUCAGGCAAAAGCACUACCUUACAGAACACCAAUCAAUUCACACAGGUGAGAAACCAUUCAUGUGCACGGAAUGUGGGAAAAGUUUUCGAGUAAAGCAUAUCCUAACAGAUCACCAGAGACUUCAUACAGGGGAGAAACCCUAUGAAUGUACAGAAUGUGAUAAACAAUUCCAUAAAAGGUGUAGCUUUCUCAGCCACCAGAAGAUUCAUACAGGGGUAAAACCGUUUGUGUGCAUGGAAUGUGGGAAAAGCUUCUCCAACAAGAGCACCUUUCAGAAUCACCAGAGAAUUCACACAGGGGAGAAACCAUUUUCUUGCACAGAAUGUGGGAAACGUUUCACCACAAAGAGCCAGCUUACCGGCCAUUACACGGUUCACACAGGGGAGAAACCAUUUUCUUGCACAGAAUGUGGGAAACGUUUCACCACAAAGAGCAAGCUUAGCAGCCAUUACAAGGUUCACACAGGGGAGAAACCCUUUGCUUGUGCAGAUUGUGGGAAAAGUUUUGUUUCAAAGAGAAACCUUACCAAACACCAGAGAACUCAUGUGCGAGAGUAACUUUCAUGUGUAGGGAAUUUGGAAAACCUUAUACUGCAAAGUCCAACCAGCAGCACCAUCAUCCCCACCGGGGAGAAACCAUUCACUUGCACAGAAUGGGGUUUCCCCAAUAGAAGGUUUCAUCUCCUCCCCCAGGACAUUCAUACAGGGGAAGAGAUACAGUCACUGAUUUCUCCUCCAUAUUCUCCCAUUCCAACAUUGCCUAUUGGCCAUUGGAGCUGCCAAUCAUAUCUGUAGGUACCAACCCACACACUAUGGGGUUAUUUGUAUGUAAAAUAUAUUCCUCAAUAAAUGUAAUGCAAUAUUUCA
Molecule: messenger RNA, 1618 nt
Organism: Xenopus tropicalis (tropical clawed frog)
Lineage: Eukaryota; Metazoa; Chordata; Amphibia; Anura; Pipidae
Product: gastrula zinc finger protein XlCGF49.1-like
Exons: 2
Coding region: 575-1309 (244 amino acids)
Cellular component (GO): nucleus
Molecular function (GO): diacylglycerol binding; identical protein binding
Source: RefSeq, a predicted model, not a curated record